Molecule: messenger RNA, 765 nt
Organism: Cryphonectria parasitica EP155
Lineage: Eukaryota; Fungi; Ascomycota; Sordariomycetes; Diaporthales; Cryphonectriaceae
Exons: 5
Cellular component (GO): plasma membrane
Molecular function (GO): acetate transmembrane transporter activity
Source: RefSeq, a predicted model, not a curated record
GCUCUGAACAGAGCCAAGACGACUGGCGCCGUCUCCAUCUCGGCUGAGCUCUUCGAGAAGCUGUACCUAUCACCCAAGAAUGAGGUCAACGGGGAGUUGAGGAGGACCUUUGGAAACCCGACGCCAAUUGGCCUCGUCGGGUUCCUUCUCAGUCUCAGCCCCCUAUCCUGCUCGCUUAUGGGAUGGCGAGGCGCGAGUAGUACUGGUGCCGUAGGAAUUCCCGACUAUUUCUUCUUUGGCGGCGUCCUUAUGAUCCUCGGCGGGAUUCUUGAAUGGGUGCUCGGCAACAGCUUCCCUUGCGUCGUCUUCGUCACCUUCGGCGCCUUUUGGCUCACCUUUGCGGGUACCCUCAACCCAGCCUUCGCUGCGUAUUCCUCUUAUGCCGCCACCGGACAACCGGCAGCAACAGGACUUGAGACGCAAGGAUUUAAUGCUUCGUUUGGCUUCUUCCAAGUCUUCAUGGCCGUCGUGUGCUUCUGCUUCCUCCUCGCCUCCGUCCGCACCAACAUCUGCUUCGUCUUCAUCUUCUUCACGUUGUUCCUGACGUUUACCAUGUUGACGUCUGCCUAUUGGUAUCUUGCUGAAGACUAUACGGGCAAUGCUGCCACGGCAGGAAAAUUCAUAAUUGCUGCUGGCGCCUUUGCCUUUAUGGCAUGUAUGUUUGGCUGGUGGAUCUUCUUGGCUAUCAUUCUCGAGUCUGUGGAUUUCCCCAUCUCCCUGCCGGUGGGGGACCUCUCUAGCACCGUAAAGGGACGAUCUCAGAGA